GGUUGUUCUCGAUGCUGCCGCUGAGCUGAUUUUCGUCUCCCUCGUUCUCCGUGUUGUUGUUCUCGGUGACGCGACGGAGGUGUAGCCUGACGCGGUCUCUUACGUGUCGGCCUGAAUAAAAGUGGAGCUCCGAGGGCCCGGGAGUGACGGAGGGAGUCUGUAUCGGUAACUAGAUGACCAUGGAGUCUGCAGAUUCCCAGCAGGACGGCACGGCCGUGGAGACAGACCCCCAGCAGCUCUCCCAGGCCCAGCUCGCCACGCUGGCCCAGCAGGUUUCCAUGGCGGCGGCCCACGGAACCUCGGCCGGCCCCACGGUGACGCUGGUGCAGCUGCCCAAUGGGCAGACGGUGCAGGUGCACGGCGUGAUCCAGGCCGCCCAGCCCUCCGUCAUACAGUCCCCCCAGGUGCAGACGGUCCAGAUCUCCACCAUCGCGGAGAGCGAGGACUCGCAGGAGUCCGUGGACAGCGUGACGGACUGCCAGAAGCGCCGGGAGAUCCUGUCCAGAAGACCCUCCUACAGGAAGAUCCUGAACGACCUGUCGUCAGACGCCCCGGCGGUGCCGCGGAUAGAGGAGGAGAAAUCAGAGGAUGACUCCGGUCCCGCCAUCACCACGGUUACCGUGCCCACGCCCAUCUACCAGACCAGCAGUGGACAGUACAUCGCCAUCACGCAGGGCGGGGCCAUCCAGCUGGCCAAUAACGGCACGGACGGGGUGCAGGGGCUGCAGACGCUGACCAUGACCAACGCAGCCGGUGCGCAGGCGGGCACCACCAUCCUGCAGUAUGCGCAGACCACCGACGGGCAGCAGAUCCUGGUGCCCAGCAACCAGGUGGUGGUGCAGGCUGCCUCCGGGGACGUGCAGGCCUACCAGAUCCGCACCGCCCCCACCAGCACCAUCGCCCCGGGCGUGGUCAUGGCCUCCUCCCCAGCCCUGCCCAGCCAGGGGGGCACCGAAGAGGUCACGCGCAAGAGAGAGGUCCGUCUCAUGAAGAACAGGGAGGCAGCGCGCGAGUGUCGCAGGAAGAAGAAGGAGUACGUGAAGUGUCUGGAGAACCGCGUGGCCGUGCUGGAGAACCAGAACAAGACGCUGAUCGAGGAGCUGAAAGCGCUGAAGGACCUGUACUGCCAUAAAUCCGAGUAGCCCCCUCCGGGACAGACUCAGCCUGGCUUCAGCCACCUGGGUGCGGACUCUUUUCUAACUGUUUUUUUUUAAUGCUACAAACUGCCUAUAAGAAAAUACAGGUAUAGGGAGAAAAAAAAAACUGAAUAUAGUGUAAGAGUGUUCAUUUCCCCUCUCUCUCUCUCUCUCUCUCUGCGAGUAAGAUCAUGACCUUAAACGCGGAGGAACAAACUUUUGGGUGGGUCCGGAGUAUUGGUUCUUACUUCCUGUGACGGGAAAGCGUACGGGAGGUCCGGCCGGCUGUUUUGGGGAACGUUCCCGGGUCUGGCCCGGAAUAACCGGAAUCCCCUGCGGAAGACCUCGCAGGGAGGAUCAUCCAUGUUGUUCCGGAAAACGCCCCACGCCGGGAUUCCGGCGCCUUCUCCACAGGACUCACAGAACGGAGCACAAAGCAUUCUGGGAAAUGGAAACCACCACUUUGCUUUUUUUCUUUUUUUUUUUUCUCAAGGUUUCUGGCCCCUGUGGGCCACCGUACUCUACACGUAGCCCCGCCCCCCUCCCCAUCGUCAGGGCAGCACCAGCGCCCGGAUACACGAACCUCCAUACUGUGGGAACGAGAAGUGGGGGCUGCCCCCUGAUUCCAGCCUUCCCGCUGACCAGUGUGUGGAAAACCCACAGACCUGGUGACCCACACUGGAGUGAGUGUCACAUGGGCAGAGGGAGCAGACCACACCCCUCUCCGGCUAACGUGCUAACGUGCUACCGAGUUGAGAUCCCGUCAUGAAAUAGAUCUUCUCUUUUUAGCGUUGUGGACUGAGUUUGUUAUUUUUUUUGUUUUGCAUUUCUGAAAUUUCUGGAUUUUUUUUUCCAUUUCUAUUUUUGAAUUUUUUUUUUUGGACUACAAAUGUGUGGCUAAGAGACGGUUUGUUGGUAAACUGUCAAGCCCCCAGGAGAAGGUGGAUCCCUGAUCACUGUAGUUGACAAAUACUUUUCCGAAAUUGCAAGAUGGGAGACGAGGAGAAGGCGUGCGAUUGCCCCUCGUCUGACACGGCGGUGAGUCGGACACGUUUGAGCGUCCGCGACCGGCGUCAGACCGCGACAGAGAACCAGCGGAUCGUCUGUAACGUCGCAGGCACCCGUCACAAGUGCCGCGGUUGACUGAAACAAGACAAAAGGUUGCUAUGGCGAGGAUACUAGUUCACUACUCGGCCGCCUGUUUUUUUACGAAUGAAGACGUUUCCGUUUACAUGUCCAGCCAGCGGUUUGGGGAGAAGCCGGUUGCCGUGGUAACGACACGGCGCUGCCGCUGAACUAUAAACGUUUCGCCGAAGCGUUUUAUAAAUUCGCCCGUACGGUCAGGUCCUCUGCUGAUUCGCCGCUCACUAAAGAAGAGCCACGCCCACUUCCCUUGUCCCUGACAUGGAUCCAGAAAUUAAUCCAGUUAUGUAGAUUACUGUCAGAGGGGAUUUGGGAUAGUUAAAGGGGGGGGGGGGGGCACCUUAUUCCCCCCCUUACACUCUUAUUGAGACUAGUGAGUUUACAUCAGGACACUAAAUAAUGGUCCUUUCUAUGACCAGUCCGGGGAUCCAUCUUCUGAACCAGUUUUGUUUAGUUUUUUUUUUUUAAAUACAAAAGAGGGUGUUACCUGUCUUACGCUGCUCAGUGCAGUAUUAAGGAACGCCACAUCGUGUUAAUAUACAACCUUUUGUUGUGAUUCUUUGGAAGCAGUGUGGUCUGGUCUUGUUUUGAUUGAUUUUUUGCAACAUGUAUUUUAUUUCGUGAAACCGUUUGCUACUUUUCGUUCAUUUAUAUAUAGGUUUUUUUUUUUUCUUUCUUAUUGUCUCCACCAAUACGGAAUUAUUUUAUUUGUAUUUAAAUCUACGAAAUAGAAAAUAUAUAUACGGUAUAUACGGCCUGUGCAGCUACUCCAGCUAAUACGUUUCUGGCAGCUAUUUCACAAAAAAAGAAAAGAA
Messenger RNA from Conger conger (European conger), 3094 nucleotides. It is a transcript of the gene creb1b, whose product is annotated as cAMP responsive element binding protein 1b. Gene Ontology annotation, biological process: regulation of transcription by RNA polymerase II. The transcript is spliced from 8 exons. Bases 174 to 1142 code for a protein of 322 amino acids. Gene Ontology annotation, molecular function: cAMP response element binding; protein binding; DNA-binding transcription factor activity, RNA polymerase II-specific. NCBI's taxonomy places the organism in Eukaryota, Metazoa, Chordata, Actinopteri, Anguilliformes, Congridae. The record is from RefSeq and is a predicted model, not a curated record. Gene Ontology annotation, cellular component: nucleus; ATF4-CREB1 transcription factor complex.